AUGGCUUAAUAAACUCCGAAAUAAUGUAAAGCAAAUUUAGAUUAAUAAUCAACUUCAAAUUAAUAAAAUAAAGCAUGUUCUAUUAAUUAAUCUUAGAUAAUAGAAAAUGAUUUAAUUUCUUCAAAAAAGAAAGUAUGAUUUAAUCAAUUAUAUUUAGGAGGUCUAUGAAAGAAUAAUGAGUUCUUAAACAAAUCGAGAUAAUUAAACAGAAGUUUCUUAAUAUUUUGAUCAUUUAGGUGGUAAUAAAUUAAAAUUUAAUACUUUUCAGGUAAAUGCUUAUGUACAUUAUGUAACUGUGGAAAACAUAAAUGUAAUAGCAAGAAUUGUAUUAACAAACCUUAAUUACAUGGAAAUUAUACUAUAUAUCAAAAAGAGUUUGUGAAAAAGACUCCUGAAAAUGGAUCAAAAUGCAAUUAAAAUAUUUUUUAGUAGCCAAAGCCUAAAGGUGAUUUAGGAAAUGUAACAACUUAUAAAGUAAGUAGGGGGGAAUAUAUGAUUUUAGCAUGAUUUUCCAGGCUAUAAUAGUAAGGUAGAAUUAUAAAAGAACUCUUCAAAGCCUACAGUUAAUGAUGUUCCUUUUUCUGGAAUUUCAACAUACAAUAAUAUGUAUUUAAAUUGGGGAAUGGGAGAUACACCUCAAUUAUUACCAUAAAAUAAUCCUACUGUCAUUAAAGAAAUGCCAUUUAUGGGGAAAAGCAUUUAUAAGGAUAGUUAUUAAGGAACGUAAACUGUUCCAGUAUAAAGUUGUAAAAAUAUGAACAAAGCCUUAAAGUAAAUAAUCUAAAAUAAAUUUAGAUCACCUUUAUCACCCCCAGAUUUAAAAUUUUAUGCAGAAUCAAUUUCAAAAUCAUCAUAUAAACCAUACAAGCCAGAAAAAACUUAAAGUGCUAAAGGAAAUUAAGAUGUAAUAAAAUAAAAUAUUUUAAAGUCUAAAUUAAAUCCAUCUUAUAAUGGAUAAUAUAAUAGUGAGUAUCGAAAAGAGUUUGAUCCAAAACAUUUAAAUUAAUGUCCUGCUAAAGAAGUUUUAGAAGAAGUUGCUCGUAGCACUUAGUUUUGAACUCAAUUCAAUGAGUUUGAU
Paramecium sonneborni is the source of this 1078-nucleotide messenger RNA. NCBI's taxonomy places the organism in Eukaryota, Ciliophora, Oligohymenophorea, Peniculida, Parameciidae. The record is from the annotation of a GenBank genome assembly.